AUGGCCGUGGCUGCCGCUCUGACGAUCUCGAUAUCCUCCACUAUGGUGCCGCUGGCCCUGGGGACGGCCAUGGUCAUACCCACGGCCACCUCGCCAUCUACGAGCUCACGUCAGGAUAACCAUAAAAAAAAACCCCCUUCCCCAGAAAAUGGGAAAAAAGAAAAAUCCUCACGUACGUACCUGUCAUCGCCCGCACCGCUCAUGCUGCUACCAACCACGCAGAAAAUUCUCUUGCACUUCGCCCUUCGAAGGGGAAAUCAAAAGUCGAGAGACAAGGCUAAACCAGCUCCCCCCUUUUUGCGCUUCGCAGCGAGAAAGGAAAACGAAGAGGUUGAAGCUGUUUUUAUGUUUCCGCAUCGGGAAAAAGUCGCGCUUGUUUCCGGCGGCCAAAAAGCUUGGCAUGUGCUUUACCUAAACAAGCUAGCGCGCGCCUACUCCAACCCAAAAAAGGAAAAAGAGCGAAAAAGCCGCGACGACCUCUUGGUGACGGCGUUUGAGGAUAGCCGACGUUUUGACAACCUUGAAGACAACGCUACUCUGCUAGGAGGGAAUUUUCCUCCUUUUCUUUUUGUUUUGCAUGGAGUUGGUUACUUUGGCUGCAUUGAUGGACCAUGA
Messenger RNA from Trichophyton benhamiae CBS 112371, 615 nucleotides. RefSeq lists its product as uncharacterized. The record is from RefSeq and is a predicted model, not a curated record. The transcript has a single exon. The coding region runs from base 1 to 615 and encodes 204 amino acids. Lineage: Eukaryota; Fungi; Ascomycota; Eurotiomycetes; Onygenales; Arthrodermataceae.